This is a messenger RNA of Podospora pseudocomata, 818 nucleotides long. RefSeq lists its product as uncharacterized. The transcript has 3 exons. The record is from RefSeq and is a predicted model, not a curated record. The coding region runs from base 81 to 818 and encodes 245 amino acids. Lineage: Eukaryota; Fungi; Ascomycota; Sordariomycetes; Sordariales; Podosporaceae.
CUUCCUUCCAACGAUUCACAUCAUCGCUACCUUAUCAUUGUCUCAAACCACCACGGUCUUUACCAUAACCCCAUACAAUCAUGGAAUCCGACUCACAUGUAGAAGUUGUUGAACGCUCCUGGCUUCUGUCGGGCCAAGAAAAUCCUGCAUUGCCAUCACAACAAGGAGGAGCCACAGGGCAACCAGAGUCGAUCGGAGUAACCCCAACUGGCAGAAUGAUAUGGUUGAACUUUGACGCUCAUCGACACUCAGCCGAGCACUACAUGAAAAGAUACUACGAGCACCACAGCAGGCUGGAUUUGAACCAGCCGAUUACAGAUCUGGAAGCGGCUCUCGACGCGGCUGUCCCUGGAUCUGAACACAGCGAGCACCUCUUUGGGCUCAAGGUCUGUCUCGAUAAGGUCAUUCACGAUGUGUACCUGAUGGAGGAACUCCUUACCUAUGUUCAGGAGGUAAGGAAAGAGACUGAUCGUCCGAAACAAUCUGGUAUCCCGGGUGUUGCCGCCGCAGGAAGCAUUGCCACUAUCACCGCCUCCGCGGCCCUUCUCCCGGCGAAGAUUGCCACCUGGGUUGCCUUGUCUUCCGUUGGACUCGCCGUAUCUACCGUGAUGGUAGGGUGGGCGAUAUGGCCAAGGGACAUCAACAGGCAUUACGAAACUCUUCAAGACCAGAUACAGGCCUUCAGACUUGCGGUGGAACGUUUCGACCAAGCAGAGAUCAACAAACAGCAGCAGCGUGUGCUGAGGGGUAACACAUAUGCGCAUCUAAGGUCAGACCUCAUGUUUCACUGGCCCAAUAAUGACAACGUAUACACAUGA